UGGGUGUUGCACUGUCUCUCAGCUCCAGCAUCACCAUCAGCAGCAGCACUAGCAGCAGCACCAGCACUACUCCCCGGCUGUGGUUGCUAGGGAAACGGCCGCAUGGCAACCGGCUGAGAGCCUGGGGGACGUGUGCUGCUGCUGCAGCUGCCUUGCCUUGCUCAUUCUCCAGCAGCAGCGCUUCCCUGCACUCUUCUUCCUCCUCUUCUUCUUCUUCUUCUUCCUCCUCCUCCUCCUCCUGCGCUCUGCCAGGGAUCCCAGGCUGACAGGGGCAGCCCCAGCAGUGAUGGACAUGAUGAUGUUGGUGCAGGGUGCUGCUGCUUGCUGCUCAAACCAGUGGCUGGCCGCUGUCAUCCUCAGUGUGUGCUGUCUGCUGCCCUCCUGCUUGCCCGCUGGACAGAGCAUGGACUACUCCUGGCCAACAGUGGACAACCUGGUCGUCAAGCAAGGAGAGACAGCCAUGCUUAGGUGCUUCUUGGAGGACGGCGCGUCAAAGGGAGCCUGGUUGAAUCGUUCCAGUGUUAUUUUUGCGGGGAACGACAAGUGGUCGGUGGAUCCAAGAGUCUCAAUAGCGGCAGGGAACAAAAAGGAGUACAGCCUGCGGAUACAAAAGGUGGACAUUUUCGAUGAUGGGCCGUAUUUCUGCUCUGUACAAACCCAGCACAGUCCUAGGACAAUGCAGGUUCAUCUCACCGUCCAGGUUUCUCCGAAAAUCUACGACAUCUCCCCCAACAUGGUGGUCAACGAAGGAACCAACAUAUCACUUGCCUGUUUGGCCAGUGGGAAACCAGAGCCUUCUAUACUGUGGAAACAUAUCUCGCCUUCAGCCAAGCCAUUUGGAAGCGGGCAAUACUUAGAUAUUUAUGGCAUUACGAGAGACCAGGCCGGCGAGUAUGAGUGUCUGGCCGAAAACACUGUGCCCUUUCCCGAUGUGAAGAAAGUGAAUAUCAUUGUAAACUUUGCACCAACAAUCCUUGAAAUAACACCGUCGGGGGUUUCCCUUGGAAAGACAGGACUAAUCCGAUGUGAAACAGCGUCCGUCCCUACUCCAUCGUUCGAGUGGUACAAAGGAGAUAAGAAGCUCACGAACGGGCAGAGAGGCAUCCUCAUAAAGAAUUACAACACCAGAUCGAUCCUCCACGUCUCCAACGUAACAGAAGAGCACUUCGGCAAUUACACGUGUGUAGCGAUAAACAAGCUCGGAACGAGUAACGCCAGCCUGCCCCUGAACCAAAUUAUUGAAACUUCCACCUCUAGCCCUGUCACCAGCUCAGCUCCAAGCACAGCCCAGUACGGCAUCACUGGAAGGGCAGAAAUCCUCUUCUCAUGUUGGUACCUGGUUUUGACACUUUCCUCUUUCACGAGCAUAAUCUACCUGAAGAACAUCGUAAUACAAUAAAUCUACCGAAACCACAACAAGGCUUUAAAGAUGUCUGCAAAAAUUGUGCUGAUGACAGGAUACGAUCUGGUACCGUUUGUCUGACGCAGUGUGGGAUGUAGCCAGCAGUGCGUAAAAAUGGGGAAUGAUCGGCUUCUUUAGAAUCGUUUUUUUUCUUUUUUGUAAAUACUUAAAUUCUCCUUCCUUCCUUUUUUUUUUUUUUUUUUUUGAUUAGCUGCAUUACGUUGUGACGCAGUACACAUUGUCCUUUUUUUAAGAAAAAAAACAACAAAAAACAACAAAAAAACAAGCUAUAACGUGACAGCUCUGAAAUUACUUUUAGAGGAUAUUAAUUGUGACUUCAUGUUUGUAAAUUUACAGGUUUUCGAAAAACAGUCUUUGGUGGCCGUAAAAAGGUGUGCGCAGGUUAUGGUUUACAAAAGUGAGCAAAAAAAUAAAUAAAUAAUAAUAAUAAAAAAUAAAAAAAACAACACAAAAAUCCCUUCUCAUCGUCAUUAUAAAAAAAAUAAAUACAAAAUAGUCAGGACAGUAUCGCGGUAGCAACUAAUACGAAUACGCUUCAAGGCUCCGAGACACAUGUGGUUUCUCUUGCCCUUUUUUUAUCUUUUUUUUUUUAUAAAAAAAAUAAGAUUUCAAACUCAAACAUGUGCAUAUUUUUUUUUUUUCAUUUUUAUUACAAAAAAAAAAAAUAUUGCCUUCAAAAGAUUUACCACCAAGUUACAUUUAGCUAGACUUGACUGCAAGUUUUUGGGUAUCCAGAUACAGUAUUAUACGAAAUAAAAAAUAAUAUUAAAAUAAAAGAAUAAAAAAAUAAAUAUAUGAGAAAAAAAUUAAAUAUUAAAACUGCAUGGAGCAGUUCAAUUUAUACCUGUAUGUCUCGCAUGGGUGUGCCUUCAUAAAGUUUUAUUAAUUUUUUUUUCUUUUUUUAUUCAGAUUGGGGUUUUAUUAGCUUAUCGGGGGAGGGGGAUUCAGUCUAAAUACAUAUAUAUUAAAAAAAAUAAAAAUUAAAAUUGUUGAAAUGUACAGAACAUAUUUUUAGGAGUUCAUAUCAUGUAGCCACCCAAGUGUGAAAGACUUUUAACGUGUGCUUAAUGAAAACGUCCAUAUGUCAGCCGGUGUUCAAUCUCAGUGUUCCGAAAACCCAUGCAGAGAUCACACGUCUGCGGAUUAUCUAAUGUAACACAGCUUUUGUUGGCACAUAAGUGCGGCCUGAAUAGUCAGUGACGUUGCAGACCGUUUCGAGGGCAAAGAUGUGUCUGCGAGGACUAAGGAUGAAGACCUAGGUGACGUGGACUUUGUCUGUGGUCACCACAUGGCUUAACUGUGGACCUCCAGCUGCUGUAAAACUACUACUCCAAGCAUGCCCGGACAGCCAACGGCUGUCCGGGCAUUCUCGGAGUUGUAGUUUUGCAGCAGCUGGAGGGCCACAGUUAAGCCUCGUGGGACUUGUAGCUUUCUACGUCUAGAGGUUCACAUUUGAAGACCACUAGAAUAAGAGAUAAAAAAUUGACCAUGGUGUCUACCAUAGCUUCCACCAUUUGGGAUGUAGUUUGUUAAGACCCUAAAUUAAGCCACCUAUAAAUGAUCCUAAAAUUAAAAAAACUUGUUACCCACAAGAUAUUUGGGGGGAUUUCUGAGCAGAAAAAAUAAGGGGGAGAAGAUUGGGGGUUUGUUCUAACCAUGGUGCACCAUUGGCGGCAAUAACCAUUCAUUGUUGGCAUUGGAUUAGGUAACGCAGACCCUGGCCAAAGACUCGAAAGUUAUCUCAAUCCAGAACUGAGGAAAUAUUUUUUGUGGGAAAUUAUUUGAAUAUUAAUGGAAAAAAUAAUCUACUCCAACCUGAAGUUUGGAUAAGGAUAUAUUCUUACAGAUGAUAUCACCAUAAAUUACUAGUGACCGGUAGACCGCCAUGCUUAAUAAUGAUCCAACCAGAAGAAUGGAUAAAGAUAUGUUUUUACAGAUGUUACUAUAAAUUACUAAUGAUGGGUGGAGUCUUUUUUGAUGACCGCCACCUCUACCGCUAAAAAAAAAGGACCUUUAGAAGUAGUAAUACUGUCAGAUCCCAAAUUGAUAUAUUUUUUCAGGAUACAGUUUGGCCAAUGUCAGUUACUUAGUGUGUUGCACUAUAAAAAAAAAAAUAAAAAAUCCCCCAAUUUUUUUUUCAAAUUUAAGUGUUUGAAAUUUCAUUUGGCAGCUAAAAAUAAAAAUAAAAAUAUGGCAGACGGAGAAUCCUGGGGCAAAAAAGGGGGUGCGCAAAUUGUAAUCGAUGACACGUCCCAACGAUGACCCUGCAAUACGUUGUCUAUCGCUGAGCUUCUUGGCAUUACAGACCUACAUCAUGUUUUUUGCCGAUCCCUGAUUAUAGCACAAUUCUCAUGUUUUUUGUGAUUUCAGAGCUAUUCCUCUUCGGGGGGGAAAAAAACAAGUAUUAUUCAAAAUUCUUUUAAAAAAAUAAUAAUGUUGUGCAAACGAGAAUGUGACAAUCCAUUUUAUCAUCCAUCCGAUACUUCAUGGAAUCUGUAUUGUUUUGCACUUGAUUUUGUACUGAAUUUGUGAAACUAGCUAAAAUAGUUGAGAAAAAAGUGGAUAUAUUUGGAAAUGGGUCUACUCAGCGGAAAAUAAAAACUCUGGUAAAAAUCA
This is a messenger RNA of Hyla sarda, 4039 nucleotides long. RefSeq names its product neuronal growth regulator 1 (gene NEGR1). The coding region runs from base 287 to 1399 and encodes 370 amino acids. Lineage: Eukaryota; Metazoa; Chordata; Amphibia; Anura; Hylidae. The record is from RefSeq and is a predicted model, not a curated record. The transcript has 8 exons. Gene Ontology annotation, cellular component: neuron projection.